AUGGGCAAGGUGAAGCAGCCAGGUAGCGUGCCAAACCGACAUAUUUAUUCACGGAUAUCCUACCUCUACCAAGCAGCCUCUUAUCUAGCCAGCACGAACACUCCCCUUGACCAAGCAGAGUCGCAAAAUUCUCAUGACAAUGUUGAGCAUGUUCAAAAUGACCCAAAUCGCCAGCAAUCUCCAACCAAAGACACACACAAGCAAGCAAUGUCCCGCCGCCUGCUCAACGAGAUGCGAGCAACCUCACUGAAGACUCAAAUCCGCAUCUCUCCAGCCGUGAAACAUACAGUAUGCAAGUACUGUGACUCGCUUCUCAUUGAAGGUGAGACCUGCAACUCCAUCAUUGAGAACAAAAGCAAAGGUGGAAAGAAACCGUGGGCAGAUAUCAUGGUCAUCACUUGCAAUACAUGCGGUCGUCUAGCACGUUUUCCCGCUCAAGCUUCACGACAAAAGAGACGUCCGGCAAGAGAACAGCUGCAGCGAGUCCAAGCUUUGAAGGAUUCUUGA
This is a messenger RNA of Truncatella angustata, 507 nucleotides long. Its product is annotated as RNAse P Rpr2/Rpp21/SNM1 subunit domain-containing protein. The record is from RefSeq and is a predicted model, not a curated record. NCBI's taxonomy places the organism in Eukaryota, Fungi, Ascomycota, Sordariomycetes, Amphisphaeriales, Sporocadaceae. The transcript has a single exon. Bases 1 to 507 code for a protein of 168 amino acids. Gene Ontology annotation, biological process: tRNA processing. Gene Ontology annotation, cellular component: nucleolar ribonuclease P complex.